Messenger RNA from Physeter macrocephalus (sperm whale), 3739 nucleotides. It is a transcript of the gene SHPK, whose product is annotated as sedoheptulokinase. Gene Ontology annotation, molecular function: sedoheptulokinase activity. The record is from RefSeq and is a predicted model, not a curated record. The coding region runs from base 46 to 1482 and encodes 478 amino acids. Lineage: Eukaryota; Metazoa; Chordata; Mammalia; Artiodactyla; Physeteridae. Gene Ontology annotation, biological process: phosphorylation; glycerol metabolic process; cellular response to lipopolysaccharide. The transcript is spliced from 7 exons. Gene Ontology annotation, cellular component: cytosol.
AAGUGUGCUGGAAGGGGCGCCUCGGCCCCAGAUUCAAUCGCUGUCAUGGCUGCACGGUCUGUCACUCUCGGCAUCGACCUGGGCACCACGUCUGUGAAGGCGGCCCUGGUGGAGGCCGCGCGCGGCGACCCUUCCGGGUUCGUGGUACUGGCGAGCUGUGCCCGGCCUACGCGGGCCGAGACGGCGGCCCAGAGCGCGGCGGCGGGGCCCCAGGGGCAAGAGCAGGAUGUGCGGAGAAUCGUCCAGGCCCUCCACGAGUGCCUUGCUGCCCUUCCCCGGCAGCAGCUCUGCAAGGUCUGUGGCAUCGGAGUGUCAGGACAGAUGCAUGGAGUCAUGUUCUGGAAAACAGGCCAAGGUUGUGAAUGGACAAAGGCAGGGGCUGCCCCUGUGUUCGAGCCCAGAGCCGUGAGCCACCUGGUGACGUGGCAGGAUGGCCGGUGUGGCAGCGAGUUCCUGGCUUCUCUGCCCCGGCCAGAGUCUCAUCUCAGUGUGGCCACGGGGUUUGGCUGUGCAACCAUCUUCUGGCUUUUGAAAAAUAGCCCAGAGUUCCUGAAGUCCUACGAUGCAGCUGGUACUAUCCAUGACUAUGUGGUUGCCAUGCUGUGUGGCUUGACAAGACCCCUGAUGUCCGACCAGAAUGCCGCUAGCUGGGGAUAUUUCAACACCAGGAGCCAAAGCUGGAACUUGGAGAUACUGAGGGACGCAGGCUUCCCCGUACACCUGCUCCCGGACGUCACCGAGCCUGGCAACGUGGCAGGCAGAACUUCCCAGACCUGGUUUGAGAUCCCAAAGGGGACACAGGUGGGCGUGGCCUUGGGGGAUUUGCAGGCCUCUGUCUAUUCCUGUAUGGCCCAAAGGACAGACGCAGUUCUCAACAUCAGCACCUCGGUGCAGCUGGUAGCCUCCAUGCCUUCAGGAUUCCAGCCAGUGCAGACUCCAGACCCUGCAGCUCCAGUCGCCUACUUCCCAUACUUUGACAGGACCUACCUGGCGGUGGCAGCAUCACUCAAUGGGGGCAACGUGCUGGCCAUGUUUGUCCACAUGCUGGUCCAGUGGAUGGCGGAUCUAGGCCUGGAGGUUGAAGAAUCCACUGUGUACUCACGCAUGAUCCAGGCUGCUGCGCAGCAGAAAGACACCUGCCUGAACAUCACUCCCACAGUGCUGGGCGAGAGGCACCUGCCAGACCAGCUGGCCUCAGUGACCAGUAUCUCCUCCUCUGACCUCUCCCUGGGGCACGUGACCCGGGCCCUGUGCAGAGGCAUCGUUCAGAACCUGCACUCGAUGCUCCCUUUUCAGCAGCUCCAAGAGUGGGGCGUGGAGCGGGUGAUCGGCAGUGGAGGUGCGCUGUCCAGGAACCAGGUGCUGAAGCAAGAGGUGCAGAGGGCGUUCCCUUUCCCAGUGUCCUAUGGGCAGGAUGUAGACGCAGCUGUAGGGGCCGCUCUGGUUAUGCUCCAGAGAAACCUUAACCAGCAGGAGUAUUAGCACACUCUUUGGCCAAAGGACUGUUGCAAAGUUUAUCUAAUUAACGUUCCUCUCCUUACCUUGGGAUCAUGCUUCUCCUGGACAGCUCUGUGGGCAGUGUUAAGCAAUGCUUGUUCUCAGGGCGUCAUUUUGACCAAGAACGAAUCUUCAGGGCACACUCUAAUAAUGCAGCCAGGAGUCAUCAACCAGAUCCCAAAUCAGAGACUCAGCUGAGAGCUGGUUGCAAAUGUAAAUGUGGGAGAGACAGAGAGAAAGGGAAAGAUGGGUCACAUGUACUGUUGGAAGAGUCUUCCCUACUGGAUUGUACCACGUGACCCUGAGGCCCCUUUCCCAAUCUUGUUCUUCUCUGGCCACAGCCGGCUAGCUGGGGCAGGGGGAGACCCAAGGACAGUGAUGCAGGCUGGCUGUGAUAAAGAUGCAGGGAUCUGUGCUGGCCUCCUUGUCAGGUACCUCCCCUCCAAGGAGAGCCUGCUUGGUGCUGCCAUGGUUCCUCACAACAGAGCUGGCUUGAAGGCACAGAACAGAGAAGAAAACGUGGAUGGCAUGACCAGCCAAGGGGACAGAGGCUGCAUAACGCCACCAUUCAGGCAUGUUGUUCCCAAGAGUCUGACCAGACACCAGCAAGACUCUUUUCCAACAGUGUGUCUGUGCAGCAGUGUGUUUUUGCCCCUGUGCAUCCCUGGGAAGCCUUCCAAGGGAAGGGAUGCAGCUGCAUAUGCUCCUGUUAGAGAGAGAGCAGAGAGAAUCCCUUGUCCCAAAUGCCCCAGCUCUUCUUUCUCUUGGUGUGGGCCUUGCUGGCUCGCCAUGUGUGCCUGGCUCGCAGAAACAUCCCACCUGAGUCGGCAUGUCCGCAGGGAUCCCAGAGCAUCUUAAACCUUCCCGUGGUAGGUAGGAUGACCACGGAAUGGCUUCCAGGAGAGGGCCACCGUCGCUGUGUCUACUUCCACACUCCCAAGGGUGAUCCCAGGUGCCUGACUCUGAGGCACCUGGGCGACUCUGAGUUUGGGUAGCAGUCAUGUCUCUUUGUAAAUGCCACUUUAUGUGAUUGUCUGAAACCCUUAAUCUGCCUGGCUGUGCUGAUUGAAUUUCAGAUACUAAAGUUCAUUCUUCCAGAGCCUUGUCCCUUUAGUAAAACACACCUCUCUGCGUUGGGAAGACUAUAAAUCUGGCCCUGCCGCAGAGCUGGGUUUGGGAGGUUGGCCAAAACUCUGGGGAUCAUUUGUAGGUUGUCCUUGCGGAAGCCCUGCCUGCCCCACGGUUCUGCCGGGACAAGCAGCUGCAGAUCACUCAGGAACGUCAUGUAAUUGUUCUCUCGGCCAGAAUGAGUUGACACCAUCAUUUUGAGAGAGAAGUCACCUCGCGAUGGGCCAAAGGAUAGCAGAGAGCCCUGUCCAUCAGGAGGAGCUGGCCCUCCGAUGUCAGGGAGGCAGCCUGUCUUGCAUUCCCAGGAUGCUGUGGGUGGAGUCUAAAUAUAAAUUAGGAGCUGGAUAGGUAUCCUGCAAAGCACCAUAACUCUCUGUCCCCCUUCCGCACGUCCGCUCUACCUCUGAGGGCUAAGCCUUGCACAGUCCAAGCUUGCCAGCUGGUAGUCCUGUUGUCAUUUCUAUUGCACUUGGCCUGGAGCCUCUGCAGGGGUUUGAGUACAGCUGCCAGGGCCUCAUUUCUCCAGCCUGAAGUCAUAAAACACUCGUUGCUUCUGUUCUCAUUCUCAGGAGGUGCCAUCCUGAUCCUCAGAUGAGGAGCUGGGUCAUUAGGGCUGUUUGCCAAUAUCCUGAUCUUAAGCACAUGGUAGGCUGGCACUUUCCCACCUGAUUUGCUUUGGCCAGUAAAACGUCAACAGAAGUUUGUCGCUUCCAGGCAGAAGCCCUUUGGAGCCAAUGUGAGAUUUGCCACACUCUGUUCCCUUUGCUGUAAGUGACCUGGGCUGUCCCAGAGAAGAGGCUCUGCUGCCCUGGGUCCCACAUGAGGGCAAUGUGGUGUAGAGCCCUCACCAAACAGCGAGUGACUCAUAGUGUGACUGAGAAAUAAACCUUUAAUGUUUGAUGCUACUGAGAUUUGGGAGCUGUUUGUUACCACAGGAUAACUUAGUUCAUCCUGACUGCUACAGCCAUGGUAGACACUGUGCCUGAGAAGUCCCAGCAUAGACCCAGGAGAAUCAUAUUUAUGAAGCAUCUACUAGGAGAUGGGUGUUCUAUCAGGCACGGUGAUGUAUUGUUGAAUUCCCAUCACUAGGGAAUGAAAUAAACGCUAUAACAGA